Molecule: messenger RNA, 6529 nt
Organism: Elaeis guineensis (African oil palm)
Lineage: Eukaryota; Viridiplantae; Streptophyta; Magnoliopsida; Arecales; Arecaceae
Product: SCAR-like protein 1
Biological process (GO): actin cytoskeleton organization; positive regulation of Arp2/3 complex-mediated actin nucleation
Cellular component (GO): cytoskeleton
Molecular function (GO): Arp2/3 complex binding; actin binding; protein kinase A regulatory subunit binding
Source: RefSeq, a predicted model, not a curated record
UCUUGAGGCAGCUCGGAGAUCUCGCCGAGUUUGCUGCAGAGAUAUUUCAUGACUUGCAUGAAGAAGUGAUGGCCACUGCUGCUAGAGGGCAUGGACUGAUGCUUCGUGUCCAGCAGCUAGAGGCAGAGUUUCCAUCAAUUGAGAAGACCUUCUUCACUCAGACAAAUAAUCCAAAUUUUGCUUGCAAUGAUGGUAUCGACUGGCAUGCUAAUAUUCAAAUGGAUCUGAAUCUAAUUACACAAGGAGAUAUGCCUCGUUUUAUCUUGGAUUCUUAUGAAGAAUGUCGUGGUCCACCUCAUUUAUUUACACUGGACAAGUUUGAUGUUGCUGGUGCUGGGGCAUGUUUAAAAAGAUAUUCAGAUCCCUCUUUCUUUAAGAUGGAGUUAGCCUCCUCUGGAAUGCUGGAAACAGAGCUCCCAAGAGAAAAGAAAGCUCGUAAGAUCAAGAAGAAGGGAUCACGUUGGAAGAAUGGUCGAACACUCGAGUCCUUAUUGGCACCUGAUGCAGAUUCUGAUUUGCAGCAGAUAACUUCUGACCAAGUUUCUGAAAAGAGUUCAAGACAUGUGAAAUUGAAAACUAGGCACUUGAAUGGUAUGGGCAAAAGCAAUGAGAGAGGCUUAAUGGAGCGUCUACUUGAAAUACAUUCAUCUGAGCAGAAAGUUCUGUUUGGAAAUUCUAUAAGCCACUCCCAUGUAAAAAUAAAUCCAAUUGAUUCAAAUGAAUCAGCUACUGUAAUACGCGAGAUUGCAGUUGAUUCUUUAGCUGAGCGCCCAUUAGUUAGAGAGACAAACCUAAUUCAGUCUCCUACUGAAAAAGAAGUGGCAGGGUUGCCUUUAAAUGAAUUGGAGAUGCGGAAGAUAAAGAAUAAAGAAUUGUCAGAGGUACUGCAUGACUCAUUUGAUGAACUAAAGAAGACCGACUCAGACUAUCUUGUUGUGAAGCAAAAGGAAAUGUCCACCGAGUCUGGAUAUAAAUCAGAAGGCCAAGGCAGUGUUAAUGGUUGUGUAUUUAGUCAACCUGAAACAACUUCACUGCAGGUGGUUGAUCAGAACAAGUUGUUGGGGGAUGCUGAAUACAUAACAGAAGGUGGUGCUGAUGGCUAUAGAUCCGAUGACAUAAGUAGUGAGUUGGAUAAUUUUGUGGAUGCCUUGAAUACAAUGGAAUCAGAAUUAGAAACAGAUUGUGAAUGCAGAGGUAAAGCUGAGCCGGGUGUCUUCAACAUGGAAUCUCAUGGAGAGUAUUCUGACAUUAAUGAGGCACAACAGGAAUUGCAGAUUCAAUUUUCAGAACAAGAUUCUGUUGAUAACUCUGCCAAAUCGUUGAGCUCAAACACUGUGCUUAACAAUGAAAUAACAAGUAUUUCUGACUCAGAUACAAGUAGUUUGGCUGUUGCACAGCCAACUCAAAGGAGUAUGGUUUCUCUUGAUUUGCCUGCCAAUUCAGAAAUUUGCUCUGCUAAAACCUAUAAUUCUACUGAAACAGAUUGCGAAGACAUGGAAAAUUCUGAUCUGAGUGUUGUUGUCGCGGAAUCUCAUGGAAAGAAUUCAGACAAUAGUGAGGCGCAACAGGAAUUGCAAGCUCAUUUAUCAGAACCAGAUUCUGUUGAUAACUCCACCAAGUCAUUGAGCUUGAACAAUAUGUUUAAGAAUGAAACAACGUGUGUUUCUGAAUCAGAUACUACAACUAGUCCACUUGUUGCACAGCCAACUCAAAGGAACAUGGAUUCUGUUGAUUUUCCAGCCAAUUCAGAAAUUUGCCCUGCUAAAAUCUAUGAUAAAACUACUGAAGAGCUCUGGCAAAAUGAUGAGGAUACGAAACUUAAUUCUUCAGAUGAUUUGGUAUCUAGUUCUUGUAUUGGAGAUUCAACUUCUAUCCUUGUCAGUGUUCAUCAUCAAGGGAGUUUUCAUGAGUCCCAGUCUGUUGCCAGAGACCAGAAUGGCUUACCUUCUGGUUAUGAAGCAUCAGAAGCUAAUGAAGCUACCAAAUAUUUUGAUGGUCCAUCUCUUGAGAGCGAUUAUCUUGAAUUGUCUCAUCCUGCAGAGCAUGUUGAAGAGCUGAUUUCAGAAGAUAUGGUGGAAACAUUUGACAUGCCUGAUCACUUUUCCCAAAUAGAAGACAGAAGUAUGCCUGGAGAAGCUCCUACAGGGUACAUUGAAGACUCGUUGCUUCCAUUAAUUGCAUCCAUAAUAGUAGAGUCACAAAAAUCAGAGGAACCAAGUACUAGGGCUUGUUCAGGCGGGGACAAAUCACCAGAGCAUGUUGAAGAGCUGAUUUCAGAAGAUAUGGCAGAAACAUUUGACAUGCCUGAUCACUUUUCCCAAAUAGAAGACAGAAGUAUGUCUGGAGAAGCUCCUACAGGGUGUAUUGAAGACUUAUUGCUUCCAUUAACUACGUCCAUAAUAGUAGAGUCACAAGAAUCAGAAGAACCAGAUACUAGGGCUUGUUCAGGUGGGUACAAACCACCAACCAUCUCUGCAUUCUCCCCUGACAUCAAUUCUAUUGCUUCAAAGCCUGACAACUUGGCUAUAGAACUGGGAAAUGGCAUGCAGCCUGAAGAUAUAUUUACACAGAGAUCAUCUAGCUUUUUGAAGGACACUCAUAACAUAGCUGAAGAAUUCAAGGGUUCAUCCGUUGGGACUAAACAUGAUGAUGUUCCUGAAAAGAUGCAUCCUUCAGACCAUUCUGUGGAGCUAAAUUCAGAAGAUAUGAUGAUCACACUCGACAUGACCAAUCAUCAUUCCCAAACACAAGAUAAGUGUAUUCUUAAGAAGAUUCCUCUAGGAUUUGGGGAAGACUCAACCCUUUCUUCAACCGGGCACAUAGGAGAGACACAGGAAUCCAUGAAACAAGAUGCAGAGGCUUGUUUAUGUGGGAGCACAUCACCUACCAACCCUGCUUUGUCUCCUGAAAUUGGCUUUACUGUGCAGCCUGAAGGCUCAGCUGCUGAAAUGGAAAAUGCUGUUGCACCUAGUGAACAUUUAGCAUGUUUAACAGUUGGCCUUGAAAAUGCUGAAGAAAUGGCUGAGUAUAAUAUGUUAGUUCCCAACACUCUGGCCCCCGACUUGGAGUACUUCUCUGAUGCUAAGGAGCCUCAAGAGUUCCCUCGUGUGGUCUCAGCAGGGUGUACCCACUUGAGUUAUGUUGAAGAAACCAGUCCUAACGACAUGCAGUUGCAGUGCAACGUUCCCAACCAUGAGCUGCUUGAAUGUCCCAUUUCUGUUGAUGAUAGUUUGAAAUUACUAGAUGAGCUUACAGUACAUAUUUCUCAGGAGAAUACACUGCAGACAGGAGAACCUACACAAUGUGAGGACAUAGUAGGUGAUAAUGCAAUUUUUGAACAUAACAGUGAUAAUGCACAUCCUUGUUCAACAUAUUCUCCAGAAACAUCAGGUCUUCAAGUACAGUUGGAAGAACAUGGUAUUCCUGAUGUUGCAUCUCUAUAUCAGUACCCAGUGGAGAAACAAGAAGCAAUUAGUCCAAAGGACAAAAGAGUGAUGGAUUCUCAAGGCAUCCAGUACACAGCUCUUCCUGAGGAAGAUCAACCUGUGACUGCUUCUACAAUUUUUGACCCCGAGUUAUCCAUUUUAUAUUCAUCUGAUCCACCUGAUUCUAGAUUAGUUAGUGAUGUUUGUCAAACAAAGUCAUCUGGAGAUGUCCAAACAGAUCUUCCUUCCGACAAUGACGAGGCAAAUUUAAUAUGUUCCUUAGAAAGCAAACAAGAUUUUGUUUUCAAAGCUUUGCCACAUGGUGGUUGUGAUGGUACAGAAGAAAAGAAGCCUGUAUCUACUAAGAAGCCUCAAGAGUUCCCUCAUGUGGUCUCAGCAGGGUGUACCCAUUUGAGUUAUGUUGAAGAAGCCAGUCCUAGUGACAUGCAGUUGCAGUGCAAUGUUCCCAAGCAUGAGCUGAUUGAAUGUCCCAUUUCUGUUGAUGAUAGUUUGAAAUUACUAGAUAAGCUUACGGUACAUAUUUCUCAGGAGAAUACACUGCAGACAGCGGAACCUACACAAUGUGAGGACAUGGUAGCUGACAAUGCAAUUUUUGAACAUAACAGUGAUAAUGCACAUCCUUGUUCAACGUAUUCUCCAGAAACAUCAGGUCUUCAAGUACAGUUGCAAGAACAUGGUAUUCCUGAUGUUGCAGCUCUAUAUCGGUACCAAGUGGAGAAACAAGAAGCAAUUAGUCCAAAGGACAAAAGAGCGAUGGAUUCUCAACGCAUCCAGUACACAGCUCUUCCUGAGGAAGAUCAACCUGUGACUGCUUCUACCGCUUUUGACCCUGAGUUAUCCAUUUUAUAUUCAUCUGAUCCAUCUGAUUCUAUAUUACCUACUGAUGUUUGUCAAACAAAGUCAUCUGGAGAUGUCCAAACAGAUCUUCCUUCCAACAAUGACAAGGCAAAUUUAAUAUGUUCCUUAGAAAGCAAACAAGAUUUUGUUUUCAAAGCUUUGCCACAUGGUGGUUGUGAGAGUACAGAAGAAAAGGAGCCUCUAUCUACUCAUUUCCUUUCAGAGCCAACAAUUCCACUUGAAGAAGCUGCCUCCAGAUUAGAGGUUGGCAGUGAACUAAUUGUGUUACCUGUACAUCAAGAGGGUGAGCAUCUUGAUUUGCAUGCUCAAACUAUUGAUCUUAAUGAUGAACCAUCAGAAGAAGGGCCAGAACUCAGGUCCCAUGACUCUUCUAUGAAUGGAGAUGUUAGUGAGUUGGAAACACCACCGUCGAACAAAGCCAUGUGUUGGCAAGUUGAGCCAGAAGCUUCCAUUUCUUCUGCAUGCAGUUCUGAACUUAUCUCAAGUUCUUUGGCUUCUAAUGUUCCAGCUGUUAUGUUACCAUCCUUCACAAGCUCUGAUGUCAUGGUUUUGGAAACUUCUUCUCAAUUGCCUGUGGAGCCAGAGUCUGGUAAACCAGUCUCCAGCUUUCCUUUCCAAGAUGUUGAAGAACCACCACCGCUUCCACCACUUCCUCCACUUGAAUGGAGAAGAGGAAAGCUUGAACUGGGCUCUCUAUCAUCAUUUGGAAGUUUGUUUCAACCUCCAAGUGGAACAAAUCGAUCAAUGGUACCAUCAGCUACUGAUUGGAAGAAUGGAUGUUUACUGGCAGAUGAAGGCGAAAUGGUUAAGUCAACAAAUCCAUUUGUUACUAUACCAGUGUUGGAAGCCAAGAGUUCUCAGCAUGGUUUGUUAAAAUCAGAGGGAGAAAAGAUGCAUCCCUUUAGGUUGUCUGAACUGCCACCAAUUGCAGGUGAGGAGGGACAUCAACAUGAUGCCCCAUUUUUAGAGGGGAAAGUUGUGUAUUCUUCAAACCCUUGUUUGGUAGUUUCACCUGUAGAAGAUGAGAAGCAUCCAUGCAGUCAUAAUUCAGUGGGGGGAGUGAUGUUGCAGCCAUCAAACCGAUUUGCAUCAUUAUCAGUAUUAGAAGAUGAGAUCUCUCAGUGUCCCCCACUAUUACAGGGCGAAACACUACAGCCUUCAGGGGUUACGAGUUCUCAACUUGAUCAGUUGCUAAGUUCAGAGUUGGAGAGAGAUCAAGAGUCUGAACAUGGUCACUUAAGUUUAGAGAGCAAAACAAGCGAGCCUCCAGAAACAUUCUUGGUACAGUCGGAUACAGAAGAUGAGAAGUGUCAAUAUCGCUCUGGAAUUUGUGGAGCUGAAAAUAUGCAUCUUCUGCAAUCAUCAGUGCCAGUACCAACUAUGGGACCAGAGUUGCCUAAGCUAGUCCAUGUAACUUCAAGGGAAGAUGAUCAAUCUUCUCAAAUUGAUGUUUUACCAACACCAGAUGAUGAGAACUCAAAUGUCAAACCUCGUUCGAUUCGUAACCGGCCUAGAGAUCCUCUGAUUGAGGCUGUUGCUGCUCAUGAUAGAAGCACGAUGAGAAAGGUAUCAGAGAUAGUUCGACCUUCCAAUAAGCCAAAGGCCGCUGAAAGGGAUUCAUUACUAGAGCAGAUAAGAAGCAAGUCGUUCAACCUCAAACCAGCAGUUGUCACAAAACCAAACAUUAAGGGUCCAACAACAAAUCUGAAGGUUGCUGCUAUCAUAGAGAAAGCAAAUGCAAUCCGCCAGGCAUUUGUGGGAAGUGAUGAAGACAAUGAAGAUAGUUGGAGUGAUUCUUAAGCCCUGACAUUUCUUGAAUUGGAGUUCUUCAUAGUUGGAGUGAUUAUCAAGCACCAAUCACUUUUUGAACUUUUGGAGCUCUCCAUAUCUGGUAUAUGCCAAAUCAUGCAAGUUUUCCUUCAGUAAUACAGUUGUUGAACAGGGGCAUGAGACAGUGACAGCCGGAGUAAUCUGCGUUAACCAAAGAAUCAGCACAGAAGGGAGUCUUUUUGUUCGUGCGUAUAUAUUGUUAUGUGUAUAAUAUUCUUUUUGAUCCUUUCUUCUUUGUGUCAAAAUGUAUUUUACAGUGAGCUUGUAUUCACUAGCGAAGGCUCUAGAUGAAAGAAACAGACCUUGUCCUUGUCCCUCAAUGUAAUUUUAAGUGAAAAAUUUUGGUGUGUGGAUUUAAGAGGCAUAAAUCUUUAAAGUGCAUAGAGCUUCCUUCA